This is a messenger RNA of Limanda limanda (common dab), 9663 nucleotides long. It is a transcript of the gene cplane1, whose product is annotated as ciliogenesis and planar polarity effector 1. NCBI's taxonomy places the organism in Eukaryota, Metazoa, Chordata, Actinopteri, Pleuronectiformes, Pleuronectidae. The record is from RefSeq and is a predicted model, not a curated record. Gene Ontology annotation, molecular function: protein binding. Gene Ontology annotation, biological process: cilium assembly. The transcript is spliced from 49 exons. Gene Ontology annotation, cellular component: ciliary transition zone. The coding region runs from base 1 to 9501 and encodes 3166 amino acids.
AUGGAGCUGAAGCUGGAGGUUGUUAUGUCGACCAGCAUCAAACGGAAGAAACCCUGGCCCAGAUUCUGCUGGCUCGGUCAGGAGAAGGAGUCUGUGUUCCUGUUAGAUGACAAACGGAUCAGCGAGAUCAACAUGGUCUCCGGUCGCACCAAGAAGAGGACCCCGAAACUCCAUCCUUUGCUCAGCAGUGUGGUGACCAUGGCUUCAUCCCGCAGCGGUGUGUGGCUUUGUGGGAUUCUGGUCUCGGGAGAACUCUUUCUGUGGAACAGAGAUAAGGACUUGUUGAAGACUGCUGCAGCUGCCCCAGAAGUAGUUAAGGUCAUGACUUCUAGUCAAGGAAAUACCACGCGGUUUUCUCUUCAGGUUUCAAGGGAUGGAAGGCGUGUGCUUCUCGUAGCCAUAACUGGACACGUCUUCCUGUGGGAGUGUGUGGAUCCCAGGGAUUUGACAGGAGUUCGAGAUGGCACAGUCAAGGGACAUUGGGCCCAUACAAAGCCCCUUGAGGAUACCAUUCUGCCUUCUUUACAUGACAAAGAAGCAUGCCAACACUCAAUAUUUGUAAAGACAGAGGCUGUGGGUGAUGCCUGUUUAUCAGCCUUUGUUUUCACAUCCGGGCAGAAGCUUAUAAUCACCUGCUUGAAAAUCCAGUGGGAGGAAGGCAACAUGAGAGUGGGUUCUGUGGGAUAUAACAUACAGUGGGCCACCAAGACAUACCCCAUGUCUCAUCUCACCCCAGCUUGCCAACCAGUCAAGUCUAGAGGGGCCAUUGUGCCAGCCUUCUCCCCAGAUGGCCAACUACUAGCCAUCGUCCUGAACCAGAAACAUCCAAAGGCUACACAGGUCCUUUAUGUGAGCACACAGAAUUUUGUCUCAGUAUCAAGCAGCCUCGGAGGAUGUGGAAUGAAGACGUUAGCGAUUCCCUCCAAAUACAUAAGGUCCUACUGGGUGGGCAGUGUGAGCUGGUCCCCCGGCAGCCUUUUCCUGGCAUGUGUCCUCAAGAGGGGCUCCCUUCUUGUGUUGGCCCGGCUCGGGGGUCUUCUCAGUCUAACAAGCUGCGGUUGUAAUGUGGACUUUGGGCCGGCGCACUUCCUUCCACUGCAUCCACUCGUCACUUACCGGCCACCAGUGUCUGCAGGGUCAGUGGAGGCCAAUCUGUCCAGUUCUAGCCUGUCUGUGCGGGACGUUCUAAGGCAGCGAUAUUCCGUGACCUGGCAUCCUCGGCUUAUGUAUCUCAUUGUGUCUGAUGGCUACAUGGCCACCGUUAUGAGGGUACUCGACAGGCCUUCUCCUGCCAUGUUGCUGAAAUCACUUUUAAAAGACACCAGCAGGGAUCUGGAAAAGACCAGUCUGAAGCUGGAACAAUCAAAGAUUCACGUGAGGGCAUGGUUGGAUUCAGUAUCUUGCCUACGUCUUGACAGCAGCCUUGAGGCACUCAGUCCCACUGCUUUACGUGGUCCCAACGCUGCAGACUCGGUCUUCUCGGGACCCACAGGUGGAUCUACUUUGCCACUUUUCCUUCAGGACCAAGGGACAUUGGGUGGAACCAAGGGGCUUUUUGAAAAAGUGCAGACUUUCUUUGAUGACGACUCUGAUCUAGACGGACCUCCUGCUGGUUCUCACAUGGAGAAUGUCGGCCGUUUGGAGUUUGCCACAAUGUUUGACACUCUACAUGCCCUGGACACACAAACAGACACUCUACUUACUACUGGUCCAGAUUACGAAAGGGACUUUGCUGAACCAGAGAGGAAGACUCCUCUUCUUUAUCGUGAACUGGGGCGAAUUCGGACUAAGCUGCUAACAGCCUGGGCGUUUGGUCUGUCUCUAGGAAAUGAGGUGGAACAUAGAGCGUGUCUGCUGAAGCAUACCCUCCUUUGUGUGGUGCGAUUUGCUGCUUUGGUCCAUUUGAUCUCCAGCUCCACGGACCACACAGGAGAAAGGAAUAGCUCAGUCUCUACCAGGCUCCUUCAUCUUAUCAAAACCCUGUUAUCUUUUCUUCCCUGGGAUGGCACUCACUCAAAUGGGCCACGCUGCCAGGGCCUGGUGGUAGAGCUCAGUAAACGACUGAUACGCCUCCUGCUGACUCCUCACCCUGAGUCCUACCAGACCGGUCACUGUCAGCUAUCCUCUCAGCGUCUGUCCUCCGUGCUGCACAUUUUGCAGCUGGUCUCGGAUUCUCUUGACCACACAUACAGCCUGCAGCACAAAACUGUGUGGUCCUCUGCAAAGAAGGAAUCUGUUGCCCAGUCACAACAGCUCUGGCCUUCAGAUGUUUACAAUGUACCUCUGCUACAGGAGGAGAAAAAAAGGAAACUCACCCCGCCGCAUCAGGGAUGUCCUGUUCCCCACCGACCAUCUAGCAGGUUGUUUGGAGUGUGGCAGUGGCUGUACAAGGUCACCCGGAAGUAUCUGGAAGAACUGAAAAACUAUGAAGCCUGCGACGGCUGGGAGGAGGAACAGCAGCAGUUGACUUUCCUCAUGUCCCAGAUUCAAACAGCUCUGCAGGCCACAGGAGCAAAGCUCGAGCAGGGCCCUGCACUGAUGGGUUACCCAGGUGAACAUCUUUUCCUGUGUGGCUUGUAUCCAAAAAGCGCUGAUGCCUGGCUUUCACAAAUAUGUGACGAGAGUAACAAAAUUUGCGAUCGCGGGGUCUUCCAGGAGGAACGGCUCUGUCUGGCACUCCUGUACAGUCUUCUGUCCCAGUACCGUCUAAGGGAAGCCCAAGAGCUGGGCGACCACAUGGCACGUCUCAUCCUGCACAGGGCUGGACAUCAGAAGGACAACAGAAAUUCCAAAACAGCAGAUUCUUUUCCUUGCACGUCGCUCCCAGUCGAUCUUCACAGCAAUGCAGCCUUUGCAGUGGUUCAGAGUCUGGGGAGAGUCAUGGCCUCUUACUUUGCCAACCAACCCCUCCACAUCCUGCCCCCUCACAAUGUGGCCGUCUUGCCUCCUAUACAUUUACCUCAUGGCCCAAGUGUUGGGCGCCUGGUGCCUCUAUGCCAAGAGGAGGUGGCGACAGCAGUUCGACGACAGCAUCUCUCAGAGGUGUGGACAGUGGAAUAUGCCCAGGACCUGCUCCUUCUCGGGGGUCUGCUGCCUGAGGCUGUGUGGUUGGCUUCCCACCUCGGGGACUGGAAGACAGCGGUCUCUCUGAGUCUGGCUUACACAAGCUACUGCACUGACCACUGCGACUUUGCUCGGCUGAGAAGGAGAGAGCUCCACCUCCCAGCAGAUUUGGAAGCAGAAAGCAUUUUUCAGGCGGAGUUGGAGAGUCUUCUUGGGAAUAAGCCGGACUCCCAGGGGCACAGAGACAAGGAAAAUGACAAGAGCUUGACAGACCCUUUGGAAGGAGAGGACUGGGAUUUAUUACUAGUUUCCAUGCAAGAGAUUCUGAGAGCAUCAGUCAUGGCUGGAGUGAAUGUUAUGUCCUCACCCUUGUCUUCCUUGCUGGACACAGCCAAAGACUUGUGUUCCUGUUUACCUCUGUUGGUGCCCAGUGGAUUGUAUCUCCCCUCCCCACCUCUUUAUUGCCCUCAGCCUUCCCCGAACACACAGGACCCGAUAGGAACAGCAGGGCAGUUUGCGGAGGUUGCAUCACGUCACAAGGUGUCUGCGGUUCUCCAGAGACUACUUUUGCUUCUGAGAUCUGCCCGUUGUUGCCAACCUGCUGCCCAGUGGUACAUCACCCAUCUGCGCCGUGCCAGACACCUACUACACAAGAUCAAGAAGAAAUACUCAUAUCCAGCAGCUAAUGAAGAAGAGGAAGCUUUCCAAGAAGGGCUGAUGAAGUUUGUCACGCGCAGGAGAUUCUUCACACGGGGGCCUAACAAAGAUGGUCAUUUGGACUCCGACACGAUCCAAACUAUUAUCUGUUUCAGGGAGCUGUGUGGUUUAUGCUGGAUGUUGCAUGUCAGGGACCAACUCUCCAUUUCCUGCAGGAAGUAUCAGGCUGCCAGGCAGCAUUGCAGAGAUAAACAGAUCCCUUGUGAUUCAGAUGUGAGAUCUAGCUGCGCUGAAGCUCUCCGGUGGGCCCGGCGCUUUCUGCCUUUCUCUCGCUUCCUCAACGCUGAAGAAAUUCUCCAGGACAUACUGCUCAGCCUCGUGUCUGAACUGCCUCCUGUCUCUUUGGUUGCAGACACGCUGGUACAAGCCUUCCCGGGGGAGGAAGAGUCUGUCAGAGUCCCACUGAGAGAAAAGUAUAACUCCCUGCUACAUAGACUGAGGCAAUGCAAUGUCCUUGAAGGCGAACGGGAUGAGGCAAAUGAGUUGAUGAUGGUUCUGAUUCAGGACAAACACAGGCAGAGGAGAAAACAUCUUGGGCGUUUGCUGAGGCACCUGGCUCCCCCUGAGCUCCACCUGUGGGAGAAGGAGGAGGAAGAGGAGGACAGAGGAAACAAACAUAGCAUGAUGAGGCAACUCUCACUGGGUAGCGGUCUGAGCACCAGCACUUUAACCGACUGCGGGUUUCCCCCAGUGUGCAGUGAUGGAGACACAGCAGAGAACACAUCUGAGGCCAUCUCCCCUGAACAGCAUUGCCGAGCCAUGGACAAAAAAGUACAUAAAGUAAGAGACAGAGAAAAGGCUGUUAAGAUUGAAAGUGCCAUUCAGGAGGAGACUCAAGCAGACGGUACCAAGGGGAAUGAGAAGUCCACAUUACCAGUGGUUGGCACCUGGGAGUUUGAGUUGGAAGACGAAGAGUAUUUGAACUUCCUGGAGCUCUUCAUCAGCUACGAGCUAGAGAAGGAUGUUGCUGAUGGAGGGGACCCGGGCAGUGAACUUCCUUUGCUGAAGAGCUUCUCCUCCAAGCUGAGGGAGAAAGAGUUGCACUCGCUCACUUUUGAUGUGCUCACAACGAUACAUCGGCGUCAAAAAGACGGGCACCAUCCAGGGAGGAAACUUCGGAGCGAACCUCCAGUGUACAGAGCGGGUUGCUGCUACAAGCCCAUUAAGCAAGGCACGACACCUGAACCUCAAUCGUCCGCACCCUGGAAUGAAGGCUCCAUAUCAAGAGCCAGUCUUUCAGUCAGUUCUCUUCCUGGGCCGAGAACUGGCAAGAUGAAAGGUUUGUUUGGCCUCCGAAAGCAAAGCAGUGUGCAUUUAGCCCAAAGGAAGAAUAGGGGUCACUGUGGUUCAGAAUCUAGCCCUAUUCAAAGUACCUUUCCCAUUGGGCAGCCAUCAGAGAGCUUGAUGUUUGCCUCCCCAACUUCUAUGGAAGCUGUCACUGAGCUGCAGCAGGGCCUGGUUCCUAAAUUAGAGGCUCAGUUUCCAGAGCUGGGCCGGCUGCUGGAGUGGAUGGUGCGCUGGGCUGAUAGGAGGGUGCUUCUUCAUCAUAGAAGAAAGAAGAAAGAGAGGGGAAGAGGGGUCGGAGGAACAGCUGACGAAGGAGUAGUGAUCCGUGUCAAAGCCUCAGCGCCUGCUGUCCUCACCUCCCUCAGUUUACUAGAGUGGAGGUACACGGCUCUAUUUGGGAAGGAGCGCUACAGCACCCACAUGCAAGUUCCAGAAACCCAGUGGACUGUGGCCCCUGUGGUGCAACCUGUGGUGGACGGGAACCUGGAGAGAGAGAGCAGUAUUGAUACAGGCUACCCUGGAUCUGCCAACACUCCCAUCACCGGUCCGGAUCCCAAUCUACAGCAAGGAGAACUUUCCAUCAGCUCUUGCACAGAUGGACCAGAGGAGCUGACACGUCACAGGCAGCCUCUUUCUGAUGACCAGGACCAACUGACUUUUCAUGCUCAGCGGGCACAGUCCAGUUCACAACCAUAUCUCGAUGACUUAUAUUUUGCACCUGAAAAAGAAGGUUUAUGUAGUGGCAGUGAGCGGUCGGAGAUGUCUUCCCUUGAAAUCUGUGAAAACAUCGGCACACUUGAAACGAGUUUGAAGCUUGCAGACUUGGACCCAGAAAACACUCAUGAUACGUUCACUUCCACCUCUGCAAGUUUACAAGCUCCCCUGCACCCAGAGCCCCAAGCUCUUCCUCCGGUGCAGCCAAAGGCCUCGGUUCACACAGAUGUCACGGAUACAGUUGGUGGGCUGUUCCACAAUUCACCUGUAGAUCCUCCACACCUUCAGCCACAAAGCUCCAUGGCUGGUGCACCCACUCCUGUUUCUGCAGCACCCGAUCAGCCAUUAUCCAAUCAGCCCCCACAGAUGAGACAGCAACUGGGUGAAGACUUAUUUAGAUUAGUUCAGAAUAUCAACUACAUGAGCAUGAUGGAGGUUUUGGGAGCUUCCUUUUCCAGCCUGGAACUUGCCCAGCAGAACUCUUCUUUGGCUCAGUCUAACAUGAACUUAUCACACCCUAAUGCGCCAGCAUCCUAUGUAACCAACUUCAUCCCUCAACGAAAUGUCUUACCUGUUCAAACCUCAGUGUCUGUGGAACCCCAGACACAGGCAAGUGGAGCAGGUGUAAAUGAGCAGGAAAUGCAUCCGCUCUCUGUCCUUGUGGGGUCACCAGACCUCCAGUUUAAACAGAGUAGGAGUUUGAUCCCGUCCUCCAAGGGGCUUCUGGUCACUACUGACAUUAGACAGGCGGUUCCCAGUACUUCUGUGGCACUGCCUUCUAAUGUUAGCAGACACAACGACCCUGCUCCUCAGCUCUUGGGCUGCAAGUUACUUCAGGCUCGAUAUCCACCAUUGCAUCAGGAGAGAGCCCCACACUAUCCUCCAGCCCAAGAGUCCCAGACGCGACAAACUGAAAACCCUGCAUUUCUCGAAUCUCAACAGCCCCAGCACAAACACAGCUACAAAGCCGCCUCAAAGCGGACAGAAAAAAAAAGAACUGGAUCUUCAGUUCUACGAAGACAACUCAGUUUUAAUCAUUCACAGGAUCCACCUCCCAGCAGCUCUCAACCCCGGAUUCAGAUGUCAGAGAGUUCCAGGGGGCAGGAGUUCCCAUUACUUCUUCCUGCUUUUCCAGCUCAGACACCUGCUCCAAUGCAGUACCUUCGCCUGCUGCAGUGUCCGCCUAGUGCAUCCAGCGACAUCGUGCUCCCUAAACUACCCUUGCCUACUGUCAUGUCAGCUCCAAUACCUGAGACCAAGCUUUUACAUGGACCAAAAAUGUCACAGAUUUCGCUCAGGGCAGUUCCUUUCCCACAAAUGACCAGUUCAGUGGUCAGGAUGCAGAACAUGGAAGAAGCUCAACAGCGGUUGCUCAGAGUAGAUCCACCUAAUGAGAGCAGCAGAACAGCCCCGACUUCUCCUAGGCAGAGGAGGAGAGAGGAGAGGACAUGCGAGGAAACAAAAACGGCGGUCACAUUUAAACCAAAUGAGUCCAUCAUCCCUAUGCAGACGCCUGUAAAUGAAGAGCCUGCAGUAUCAGAGACCGCUCCUGGACACAACUUUGCAUUUCCUCUCGGUUCCUUUGACUCUCUGCUGACUGGUCAGAAAUUGUUGGACAAGGCUGAGUCUACUUCAGCUGAGCUACACGCUUUUGCCUCCACAUGUAAAAAACCUCCAGAGUGUCAUGAUGCGUUCACCAACACAGAGCCAGCUUGUCCUCCCACGCUUGUGGAUAAAGCUGUGUCUGCCUCUGUCACCACUAGUAGCACUGAAUCACAAGGUUCACGGAAUCUUAAUCUUAUUCAAAACAUAGAGGAGAACCAAAAGAAACCAGAGAGGAUACGGGACGUGCACCGCCACCAGUUUAUAAGUGUCUUGGAUCUGGAAGACAAUGCCCUGCACCAUGAUUUGCCAUGGUGUCUCAGCCCAGGAACACAGGAUCUUCCUCCCAUACGCCCUUCAUCACCAACUUCUGCUCAGCUUCAUGUUCUUGCAACUUCUGUUAUCAGGAGUCAUGCUGCUGCUGCUGAUGAUGAUCCUCAACCAUCUUUCACAAUCCCAUACAAUCUGCUCAAACCCACCACUCAUCCAGAUACCCCUGAGGAUUCUCACUUACACAGUCACGAGUCCAAUCCAGAGGGAGUGACUCUAGAAGACAUGGCAGAUCCCUUUGACUCUCAGAUCUGUCAGGCCAUUAAGAACACGAGAGUUGGACCUCACAGAGCUUCCUUCUCAAGUCCUACAGUCGUGUUCUCCUCUCGCCUGACAGAGCUGGAUGCCCAGGUGGCUUCACUGCAGAGAAUUGCAGACAAUCUGGAGAUGGACUUUUCCAACUCCAGGAUGCUUGUGAACACCAUUGAAAAUCUCAGCCCGGGCUUUGCUCCUAAUAUGAAGAGUCCCGGGGCAGUGAAGAAAAACGUCAGACUGUCCGUCCCGAAAGAAGCAUGGACGCCCCGAUUAGAGGUUUUAACUGAACCAAACGCCUGGGAAGAGGAAGUGGAAGAGGAGCAUCAGGACGACAACUAUGGGCAUCACAGUGACUCCUUCCGUCAUUUCAUGCCUUCUCACAGUCAAAGAGCCGGUCCUUCCUAUGUUCACACCCCUCGACAAAUAAAAGAUCCCUCUCCUGAAGCAUCUGAAACAUCCCAUGCAUGGGAAGAUGAGAAUCUGGGUCAGUCUGGGCUAUCGGAUACAGCGGAAAUCUUAGAGGAGCUGGUUAGGGAAGGGUAUUUAUCCCGAGCUGAACUGGAUUCGUCCACCACACAGCCUGCACACCACAGCAGCAGGCCGGAACGGCUUGACAACAGCUGGGUGUCGCAGAGUAGCGUCUUCCAAGAUGACGAGAGGAGUGAGCUGAGGAUCUGGAUGAAAAGGAAACAGAGGGAAAGGAAUGCUGUUUAUCAAAAACACAGAGAAAGUCUGAGGGAGAGGGAGAAAGACCCUUUUCCUGUCACUCCAAAAGUGAAAUCGACAUACAGAAAUCAAGUGACGCUUCGGAAAAAUAGAGAGGAAAAAGAAAAGUUCAUGCUGAUGGAGCAAUACAACCAGAGAACCCUUGAAGCUUGUUCUUUGGCCAUUGGCCUCCCCGCCUCCCAUCCGGUCCUACGCAGUUCUUCCCAGCCUGAAGGUCCUCCGCUGCCCACCACCACACGGUCCACAUCCGCUCCUCUUUUUGGAAGCACUCACAGGGUUUACAGGACAUCCUCCAAUGACCAAAGAAAUCUUAAAUCCCCGUCAGAACAUGCUCAGCCCCUCGUCCGUCCAUGGACUGCUGAGCGGCUGGGACGACCUACGGGGGAUCACAGCCGGAGACUGGGUCUACAUAGACCAGUUACCUCUUUGCCAAGGGACCGUCUAUCUCAGGUGACCAGACGUGGCAUGCUCUCCGACUCAAGGAGCCACACGACAAUACAAACUGCCAACCCGAUUGAGGAUCAUCAAGUUGGAUAUGAGAGAACGAUGCAGUUGAACAAAAGGCCCCCAGGAGGGACGUCUGUUGGAAGAGGAAACCGGAGGGAGCAGACGAAGACAGAAGACGAAGAAAUGAAGAGGCGUGAGGAGUCUAACACGGGUUUGACCAGGCUGUCGGAUGAGCAGGAUGAUAGAGCUGGUGCGUCAGACAUGGACUGGCUGGACAACCUGUCUGACGGCGCCGGCAGCUGCCUCAGCAAAAUCGACUGGGCUGCUAUCGAGAGGAUGGUGGCUGCAGACGAAGACUGAGCUCAAGUGUCUCAAGGAAUGGAAAACGUGCCUUUUUAAAUCCUUUUGUAAACGGUGAUAAUGUAUGUUAUUUAGAUUUUAUUUAAUAAAAAGAGAUAUAAUCAUAAAUGAUAAAAAAUAUAUUAUAUCACUAUGAAACAGGUUUUGUAUUUUAUUUGGAAA